Molecule: messenger RNA, 1845 nt
Organism: Homalodisca vitripennis (glassy-winged sharpshooter)
Lineage: Eukaryota; Metazoa; Arthropoda; Insecta; Hemiptera; Cicadellidae
Exons: 6
Coding region: 400-1845 (481 amino acids)
Source: RefSeq, a predicted model, not a curated record
CAGAACCACACUAGCGUAACUCCAAAUUUUUCGAUAUUCUGGUUUUGAGCAUUCUGUAUAUAUUUUUUUCUGCUUUAUAAAGCCAUAACAAUGUAACUCCUUAAAAAAAAACCUAGCAGGAAAUAGGAGUGUUUGAAAUAGCUUAAUUCCAAAGGGAUGUAAGAACCAGAACAGCGUAAGGUCACUUAAUAUGUUAUGGUCCUCACAAAAAUUUAAAAAGUACAGAGCGUAACUCCAGCUGGGGAGUUACGCUACUCUGGCUCAACUUUAUUGUUGCUAGAAUGGUUGAUACAAACAGCUGUUUUAUUUUCUAGAGUAGUUGUGCAUGUCUCAGCUGAUUGGUCGAAUGUGAAAUUUACAUGAAUUGAUGCCCUAACCUAAACUUAUAGUUUCAUCAACAUGAGCAGCAGAGCGAAACUUAUUUUACAAUUAGCUUUGGAGGACAAUGUAAAUAAUUCUCAGCAAUUACUAUUAUUACCAGAACAAACUACUAAAGAAAACAAUGAAACAAACGUCUUAAGCUUGUCUUCGAUGGACACAAAUCCUGCACCCUCAUUGACAUCAUUACAGGCAGUUGAUCCGUUUGUUCUUCUCAACAAUGAAAAUGAAUAUAUAAUGGAAGUCGAAUCAGAAAGUAAUAAAGAAUUCGCUACUGAUGAAAAUAUUGUUUGGAAUGAUGGUAUUACCAACCAGGAUUUUCAGUCAUAUGAUAUCUCCUUUUCAUCGCAAGGCCUAGUUGCUGAAGAAGAGGAUAGUCUUCAAGAAUUGGCUGUCUCUGGUAAUGCAGAUAUCCCAUCACCAGGAACUUCUGUUUUGUCAUCUAACGUAGAUGACACUGAUAUUGAUAGCACAUACUGUCCUCGUUUCAACUCAGAGUCAGAACUAUCUACUGAUGAGUCUAUAGUGAGUAUUCCUAGAGUUGCUUCAAAGGUUUCAAGUGACAGUACUUCUUAUGUGAGGAGGAGCCAAAAGAUAGCUCAAGACAAAAUUCUACUGGUUCCUUACACUGAUUCGGACACGGAGGAAGAAGCAAACAAAACCAAUCCUAAUGUAAAAAAAGGAAAGAAGAGGGUGAGGAAUGAAAACAAAUGGAAAAAAUGUGUGAGGAAACAGCUAAGAGUUAGUGGAAAAAACUAUCUUAGUGCUAAGGGAGCAGAGAUUAAAGCAAGAUCUCUGAAAUCUCCUUGCAAAUCUACUUGCCGUCUCAAGUGCUAUCAGCGCUUUACAUUACCAAAGAUCAGAGAGAAGGUAUAUUUUCAGAUUUUUGGAGAGAAGACAGAGACUGGGAUUCUAAAACGUCAGUUUGUUGUUUCCUACAUAAGCAGCAAGCCUGUCGCUAGGUCCAGGAAGAAAGAUGGCUCAAAGGGAAACCGGGCUCAAACUCAGCAAAAUACAAACACAGGCAUCAGUCCCCACUCUCGUCUAGUACUGAAAUGGAAAGAUAAGCGGGACGUAUUGAUGUUAUCGACGAAGCAUGGUGACGAGAUGCAGGAGAUAACAUUGAAGGGUGGAAAAAAGAAAAUGAAACCUACAGCAACCAUAGACUACAACAGUGGCAAGUCCUUCAUAGACUUAAGUGACCAAAUGGGAUCUUAUUCUUCACCUCUUAGGAGAUGCCAGAGAUACGGCCACCUGGCCAAAACCUGCAACGCGACGAGAGAUACGAGUGGACACUGCUGUAAGGAGGGACAUUCGAUUCGUGACUGCAAAGACAUGAACAAGCCACCGACCUGCACGAACUGCAAGAGAGCUGGAAAAGAUCAUAAACACGCGCUGACAUCGAACACCUGCCCCAGCUACCUUGCAGAGUGCUCCAGGAUCUCGACACAGACCAACUAUGACUAG